UCUUUACUUUCUUUCGUCAUUUAGUAAAUUAAAUGAGAGAACAAAUAUAUAUUUGAGUGGUUUUCGAUCUUUUUCAACGUCUAUAUGAAGCAAUAUGAUGAAGCUUUUGUUUGAUAUAAAAACAGAGAUGAUUAUUAAGCUAAGUAGGCUAUGAGCAAUAUGAGAAAAGUGGGAUGUGGGAGUCUUUUUUAACUUAUUUAUGUUUAUUUAACGAUAUUGGGUAGCAAAAACAUCUCACUUCAACAUAUUUUAAAUGUAAAAUCUAACACAAUAAAUUGUAAAAGUAGUAUUGCGAAUAAACUACUUAUGAUAGGCACUGUAUGUCCACAUAAAUAUUUAUAAAAGCGUAGACCAAAAAAAUGCGCCCCUCGGUAAACGCCCUCAUAUGAGAAGGAUUUUGUUUCCAAGGCGGAGUUCCUCUGUAGGCUACUGUAGGCUGGGCAUUAUAAGUCUUUCUUGCCGAAGCUUUGCGGGUGCCUACCUGCGACUCACUGGAAACACUGCAAAAUGGACAGCGGGGGAAGAAAAGUGGUCGUUUGUGACAAUGGCACCGGGUUUGUAAAGUGUGGUUUUGCUGGGUCAAAUUUUCCCGACCACAUCUUCCCUGCCCUAGUGGGUCGACCCAUCAUUCGGUCAGAUACGAAAGUUGGCAAUAUAGAGAUCAAGGAUCUUAUGGUCGGCGAUGAAGCAAGUGAAUGCCGCUCAAUGUUGGAGGUAUCAUAUCCCAUGGACAAUGGUAUAGUCCGCAACUGGGAAGAUAUGCUGUUCCUCUGGGACCACACCUUCGGCCCGCAACGGCUUAACAUCAACCCUCCCGACUGUAAAAUUCUGCUGACAGAACCUCCAAUGAACCCAUUGAAGAACCGUCAGAAGAUCACUGAGGUCAUGUUUGAGACCUACAAGUUCCAUGGUGUCUAUAUGGCUAUUCAGGCAGUGCUGACUCUAUAUGCUCAGGGUUUGUUAACCGGUUUAGUGAUUGAUUCAGGAGAUGGUGUGACUCAUAUUUGUCCUGUAUAUGAGGGCUUCUCUCUGCCACAUCUUACUCGCCGUUUAGACAUCGCAGGACGAGACAUCACACGUUAUCUCAUUAAGCUUUUGCUUCUGAGAGGCUACGCUUUCAACCACACAGCGGACUUUGAGACAGUGCGGAUGAUGAAGGAGAAGUUGUGUUUUGUGGGUUACAACAUCGAACAAGAACAGAAACUAGCAAACGAAACCACAGUUCUGGUGGAGUCAUACACAUUACCAGAUGGGCGGACGAUAAUGGUUGGAGGUGAAAGGUUUGGCGCACCAGAGGCACUUUUUCAACCUCAUCUCAUUAAUGUGGAGGGUGUCGGUGUGGCUGAACUUCUCUUUAACACCAUUCAAGCAGCAGACAUUGACAUAAGGGCGGACCUUUACAAACACAUUGUCCUGUCUGGUGGCACCACCAUGUACCCAGGACUUCCUUCCCGUUUGGAGCGUGAGAUCAAGCAACUUUACCUAGAGAGGGUUCUGAAAGGAGACACAGAGAAACUCUCUAAAUUUAAAAUUCGUAUUGAAGACUCUCCGCAACGUAAACACAUGGUGUUCAUGGGUGGUGCAGUGCUAGCCAACAUCAUGAAAGAUAAGGAGAGUUUCUGGAUGUCACGAGCGGAGUAUGAGGAGAAAGGCCUGAAGGUGCUGGACAAACUGGGAGGUGGACAAAAAUGAGGGAGUCAUCACAAAUCUCUACACCAUCUCAACACCAUCAAUAUACACAUAUAUAAUUGUGUGCCAAUCACAUUCAUUGUUAUAAAUGUAAAGCAGUUUGCAAAUUUCAAAAACAUAAAUAAACCUUUUGACAGUU
This is a messenger RNA of Misgurnus anguillicaudatus (oriental weatherfish), 1828 nucleotides long. RefSeq names its product actin-related protein 2-B. The record is from RefSeq and is a predicted model, not a curated record. Lineage: Eukaryota; Metazoa; Chordata; Actinopteri; Cypriniformes; Cobitidae.